UCUCCAUCUAUAUAUAAACAACACCUCCUUCCUCUUCCAUCUUCAAUUAUCACACCACUCUCUCUCUCUCUCCCUCUCCUCCUUUAUAUUUUAGUUAUGGCCAAGAUUGGUUUGAAACCCGACCCGGUUAACAAUAAUGCCAAGGAGAUUCGUUACAGAGGCGUUAGGAAGAGGCCAUGGGGCCGUUAUGCCGCGGAGAUCCGAGAUCCGGGUAAGAAAACCCGGGUCUGGCUCGGUACUUUCGAUACCGCUGAAGAGGCGGCGCGUGCUUACGAUGCGGCGGCGCGUGAUUUCCGUGGGGCCAAGGCUAAGACCAAUUUCCCCAAUUUUCUCGAGCUGAGUGAGAAGAUGCCGGCUGCCGGCGGCGGGUUCGAGCGUAGCCCUAGCCAGAGCAGCACCCUCGAUUGCGCUUCUCCUCCGGCGGCGGUUACGCCGGCGAGUGCUGUGAUUGUUCCGCCGCAGCUCGAGCUUCGCCUCGGCGGCUAUCAGAUCCCGAUGGCGCGUCCUGUUUACUUCUUGGACGUUAUGGGAGUAGGCAACGGAGGUCGUGCUCCGCCUCCGGUGGCGUCGGCUUUUAGGUUGCCGGUGAUGCAUGUGGCUACAAAGGUGGCUUGUGUGGCUCAGAGCGACUCUGAUUCGUCGUCGGUUGUUGAUUUCGAAGGUGUGAUGGAGAAGAGAUCUCAGCUGUUUGAUCUAGAUCUAAACUUGUCUCCUCCGUCGGAACAGGCCUGAACUUAUCGAAGGUGGUCGUGGUCGUGCUCAUUUCCGACGCGCAUGCGUUUUUUUUGUUUGUUUGGGAGCUGAGAGAAUUCGUAUUCUCGUAGUUUUUUAUUCUCUCUCACUCUAGAAUAAUUAUUAUUAUCGGUUUUAAGAAAAAAACUUCAAUCGGGAGAGAGAAUAUAAUUUUAGCUGACAUGGAUCGUUAUGUACAUAUUAUUACAUAACUGGAGAUCUGAACUUUUGUUGUGUGCUUUUUUGCGACUUGGUUUCACCUUGUUGUUCCUCUAUCUGUAGCCUUUAAUUUUGUUAUUGCAAAUUUUAUAUCAAUAAUUUGGUGAUCUUCAUAAUUA
Messenger RNA from Brassica rapa (field mustard), 1070 nucleotides. RefSeq names its product ethylene-responsive transcription factor 4. Gene Ontology annotation, biological process: regulation of DNA-templated transcription. Gene Ontology annotation, molecular function: DNA-binding transcription factor activity; DNA binding. The record is from RefSeq and is a predicted model, not a curated record. Lineage: Eukaryota; Viridiplantae; Streptophyta; Magnoliopsida; Brassicales; Brassicaceae.